GUCUGUAUGUUGUUUACGAGGUCGGUCUACAUAGAGUAAAGAAACCCCGCCUCGUUUUCGAAGUUUCUCCUAAGUAGGAAAGCUAAUGCACCGCUUGUUUCAUAUAUACAACAAACACCAUGUUUGGGUUAUCACUAUCAGUAUCCUCUGCCUUGCUUGGAGCUUUGAUGUUCCUAGUUGUCAUCUGGUUUGUAAGACGUCCUAGAAACCUUCCUCCGGGACCAUGGUCUUUGCCAAUCAUAGGAUACCAGUUCGGCUCAAGCCUAAUCCACGAAGCUUAUAUGGAGUUGUCUAAGAAGUACGGUCCAACAUUCUGCUUACGAAGGGGUCAUAUUCUUGUCGUUAUAUUGAAUGACAAAGACACCAUCAGACGGGCACUGCUAAAAUCGCCAGAAUUCUUCUCUCAUCGUUACGUACCUGGAUAUGUUAAAUGGGGUAUUCCCGAAACUAAUAAGAACGCUUCUGUUGUUUGGAGUAAUGGCAAACCUUGGGAAGAUCAACGUAGAUUCUCUCUACAUGCCCUUCGAUCCGUUGGCUUUGGUAAGAAGAGCUUAGUGCCUCAGAUCAACCUGGAAGCUCGUUACCUUGCUGAGGAAAUCAAGAGUCUUCGAGGUAAACCAACAGAUCUCACGUCAACAUUGAGCAAAGCAACAGCAAACGUUAUUUCCCAACUAGUCUUUGGUAGGCGAUAUGAAUACGACGAUGCGCAAUACCUUGGGGUGUUACAAGCAAUGGAAGAUGUCUUCAGUAUCUCUGAAGCUGAUCCUGUUGUGGUCUUUGAGUUCCUCAUUCAUACUCCAUGGUAUAAGAAAUAUCGCGAUGCCUAUUCCACGGCGAGAGAAUUCAUUAUGUCCCAGCUCAACAUGCAUCGAGAUACAUUUCAGGAAGAUAACAUCCGUGACUAUGUCGACGCAUUCUUAGCUGAUGAUAUCUCCAAGGAAUACACGUUGGAAGAGUUCUGGAGAAUUGUGUUUGACUUGUUUGCUGCCGGCACAGAAACCACAUCACUUGUUACUUCAUGGGCCAUUCUCUACUUAGCUUCACACCCAGAAGUGCAAAGAAAGGUGCAAAUGGAGUUGGAUAGAGUUGUAGGGCGUGGUCGACAACCCACAACAGAGGAUCGUCAAUAUCUACCGUACUGUGAUGCUACCUUGAUGGAAGUGAUGCGUAUCAGGCCGGUUUUUCCUGUCAUAUUUCGUUUGGCUCCUACUAAUUUUACAUUUGAAGGGUUCUCUUAUCCCAAGGGUACCUUCAUCGUCGCGAACAUAUGGGCUGUUCAUCAUGAUCCUAAAGUAUGGUCUGACCCUCAUGUUUUCAACCCAGAUCGAUUCCUAACUUCAGAAGACCAAAAAAUGAAACAGAAUGAGGCAUUUAUGCUAUUUGGAUUGGGUCGUCGUGAAUGUCUGGGUAUUCAGCUGGCUAGAAUGGAGGCAUUUCUUUUGUUCACCAAUCUUUUCCAGCAGUUUGAAUUCAAGCUUCCAUCAGAUGAACCUAUCCCUAGUCUUCAAGGUCAGGCUGGGAUGUCAAUGCCUCCUCAAGCCUAUCAAAUAUGCGCUACCGAGCGCUGACAUGGACAACGAUCAUGGUCUAAAAUACAUCCAAUAUAUCGAUGCAUAAAGGAAAUUUUAUAGGAAAUAUUAACAAUUGCUAUGUAUUUUUUCUAGUUAGUUGUGGACGUUUUGCUGAUUAUCAUAUUAACUCCCUCUCUCUCCCUUCCUCUUUAAAAAAAAAAUUAUUGAGUAAUAUCAUAAGGCUAUUGAUGAAAACAAAUAUUGUCUGGGAAUAUUUUUAGAUCUGUCAAAGUCAUUUGAUACCAUUGACCAUGAUAUCCUUCUCAAGAAACUUGAACAUUAUGGAAUUCGUGGUGGAGCAUUGUCAUGAUCCCGAAGCUAUAUGUGUGAUAGGACACAAUUUGUUAUGAUAGAUAUAUCUAGAUCCAAACAUGCUACGAUUCAGUAUGGUGUACCUCAGGGUUCUGUUCUUGGUCCCCUGUUGUUUCUAAUCUAUAUAAACGAUAUAAUACAUUCAUCAACAUUAUUCUCAUACUCUCUGUUUGCUGAUGAUGCCAGUCUGAUGCUAUCUGAUAAGUCAGUAGAAAAUUUGUUACUGGUUCCAAAUGAAGAAAUUAAGAAGCUGUAUUCAUGGUUUUGUUGCAAUAAGCUAUUGUUGAAUAUUC
Molecule: messenger RNA, 2176 nt
Organism: Lytechinus pictus (painted urchin)
Lineage: Eukaryota; Metazoa; Echinodermata; Echinoidea; Temnopleuroida; Toxopneustidae
Product: cytochrome P450 2J4-like
Exons: 4
Coding region: 120-1568 (482 amino acids)
Biological process (GO): xenobiotic metabolic process
Cellular component (GO): intracellular membrane-bounded organelle; cytoplasm
Molecular function (GO): iron ion binding; steroid hydroxylase activity; oxidoreductase activity, acting on paired donors, with incorporation or reduction of molecular oxygen, reduced flavin or flavoprotein as one donor, and incorporation of one atom of oxygen
Source: RefSeq, a predicted model, not a curated record